Urocitellus parryii (Arctic ground squirrel) is the source of this 5119-nucleotide messenger RNA. RefSeq names its product suppressor of cytokine signaling 4 (gene Socs4). The record is from RefSeq and is a predicted model, not a curated record. Gene Ontology annotation, biological process: phosphatidylinositol phosphate biosynthetic process; positive regulation of proteasomal ubiquitin-dependent protein catabolic process; negative regulation of epidermal growth factor-activated receptor activity. Lineage: Eukaryota; Metazoa; Chordata; Mammalia; Rodentia; Sciuridae. Gene Ontology annotation, cellular component: phosphatidylinositol 3-kinase complex. Gene Ontology annotation, molecular function: 1-phosphatidylinositol-3-kinase regulator activity.
GCAAAGAACCGGCUGCUGGGACAGUGAGCGUGGAAAAGAGGGAGCUGAACGCGGAAGUGGUGGCAGCGCCCGGGUAGCCGGCGGAGGCGGUGACCGCGAAGUCAGACGGGAACCGGUCGUCGAGGGGAGGGGCACGGGAUUGGCAGGAAGGCAACCGCCUGGUAGGAUCCACCGGAGGUGCGAGGAGUGGCUGGGCCUUCUUUCUCCACUUGAACGUGUGCUGAGAGCCACGGCUAUGGUGAUGGCGGCAAUUACUCGGUCAGCCCCAGUUAAGCUGCCCUUUGGGAGAUACAUCCGGAAAGUGCUCAGAAGAAACAUCCUGUCAGAAAAACUGAAAAAGCAGUAUUUAUAACACUGGAAUCUGUGGAUAAAUUUGUUAAAAUGGCAGAAAGUAGUGAAAAUAAUAGUAAAAAUAUAGAUGUAAGACCCAAAACUAGUCGAAGUAGAAGCGCUGACAGAAAGGAUGGUUAUGUGUGGAGUGGAAAGAAGUUGUCUUGGUCCAAAAAGAGUGAGAGUUGUUCAGAUGCUGAAACAGUGGAUACUAUAGAGAAAACUGAAGUUCCUUUAAGGAGCCAAGAAAGAAAUCACAGCUGUUCAUCCAUUGAGUUGGACUUAGAUCAUUCCUGUGGUCAUAGAUUUUUAGGCCGAUCUCUUAAACAAAAAUUGCAAGAUGCUGUGGGGCAGUGUUUUCCAAUAAAGAAUUGUAGUAGUCGGCACUCUUCCGGGCUUCCAUCUAAAAGAAAAAUUCAUAUCAGUGAACUAAUGUUAGAUAAGUGUCCUUUUCCACCUCGAUCAGAUUUAGCCUUCAGAUGGCAUUUUAUUAAACGACACACUGCUCCUAUAAGUCCCAAAUCAGAUGAAUGGGUAAGCACAGACUUGUCUCAGAGUGAAUUGAGGGAUGGUCAGCUAAAACGAAGAAACUUGGAAGAUGUAAACUGUUUCUCUCAUACCAAUGUUCAACCUUGUGUCGUAACUACCAACAAUGCUUCAUGUAGAGGUGGUCCCAUGACUGGCUCUAUGAUGAAUCUAGGUCCAAAUAACAGUAUAGAAGAUAGUGAUAUGGAUUCAGAUGAUGAAAUUAUAACACUUUGCACAAGUUCCAGAAAAAGAAACAAACCCAAAUGGGAAAUGGAUGAUGAUAUCCUACAGUUGGAAACACCUCCUAAGUACCACACCCAGAUUGAUUAUGUUCACUGUCUUGUACCAGACCUCCUUCAGAUCAAUAACAAUCCAUGUUACUGGGGAGUUAUGGAUAAAUAUGCAGCUGAAGCUCUACUAGAAGGAAAACCAGAAGGUACCUUUUUACUUCGAGACUCAGCACAGGAAGACUAUUUAUUCUCUGUUAGUUUUAGACGCUAUAGUCGUUCUCUCCAUGCUAGAAUUGAACAAUGGAAUCACAACUUUAGCUUUGAUGCACAUGAUCCUUGUGUCUUCCAUUCUCCUGAUAUUACUGGGCUCCUGGAACAUUAUAAGGACCCAAGCGCCUGUAUGUUCUUUGAACCACUUUUAUCCACUCCUUUAAUUCGGACUUUCCCCUUUUCCCUGCAGCAUAUUUGCAGAACAGUUAUUUGUAAUUGUACAACUUAUGAUGGUAUUGAUGCCCUUCCAAUUCCUACUUCUAUGAAAUUAUAUUUGAAGGAGUAUCAUUAUAAAUCAAAAGUUAGAGUACUCAGGAUUGAUGCGCCAGAACAACAAUGCUAGGAAAAGGGUAGUAACAUGGGAAUAAUUGCAUAUGUAUUUUCAUUUAACAUUUUUUUUUGUUAUUCCUCUUUGAAUUUUUCUACAAAGGCAGUUGGAAUCAAAAAUAAGCCUCUGCUGGAUCUGUUUAUUUUCUAUGCUACACUAAUUGUUGGAUGUUAACAUAUAUUUUUAACCAUGUAUGUUCAGUUUGGGUUUUUAUUGUGUAAAUUGUAUACUUAAAAUUUUCUUUCCUUAACUUAUAGAUGGUCCAGGCAUAUUUGAAAUUUGGUAGGCAUUACAAAUACAUUUGGAUAUUCUGUAUUUUUCUUUAAUAAUAAAUUUAUGUUCUUUUCUACAUGUAUAAUAUUUUUAACCUAUGCUAUCAGUGUUCCUAUACAUAAAAUAGUUUCCUCAUCCCCUUUUUGUUGAACUUUAAAAUUCUUCAGUAAAGAUGAGUGCUACGAUUCAUCCAUACUAGUGUAAUUGACUUUUAUAAUUUACUGUAGGAAUGUUACAGGUAACAAAAUGGCUUAAAGUCAAACUUUCUGUGUUUUUAAUUUAAAUAUUAACUGUAAAACAGGAUUAAUCCAAAUCAAUGAGCAUCAAAUGAAAACAUGACAUUCUGGAGGUGCAUUUAUUCUACAAUAUGGCAUGGUCAUUUGCUAUUCCUAAAUAGGUGGUCUUCUCCACCUGGAAGAGUUAAAUCAUCCUCAUGUGUACAUGCGUGCACACAUAUGCAAACCUUGGCCCUUACCCGUGAUAGUCAUGUGCUAUACCACUGAACUAAAACCCCCACCUGAGUUAAACCAUCUUUAAAACAUAAACUUUAUUUCUCAAUGAAAACUUUAAAAAUAAUAACAAUAUUAAUACUUAGUAAUUAAAGCAACUAGGGUUUUUCUGUAUUCAUUUAUGAACUGUUGAUUCUACUUAGCUAUUUUUUAGAAGCUCUGAGCCUGUUACUUUCAGGAAUUUCCAUAGAUUAUAAACAACCACAGAUUUCUACUGGUUAACCAAAGAGGACCUAAGUAGUUUUUCAUUAUUUUCAGUUGACUUGAAUAAAGAUUCAAGAAGUAUACAUGGAGAUCAAUAUUCAGGAAGCUUUGUGUUACUUUUUGAUCUUCAAGUUCCAAAUAAUUUUUAUUAUCUUCAGAUGUGACUUCAAAAAAGGAAAGCUAUCUGGCAUACAUUAUACUGAACAGAACAAAAAAAAGAUCAUGUUUCAAAUUUACUAUCCCAAGAAGAGGGCAGCAUUUUUAGAAACAUUAGCCCAGUGUAACUAAUAAAAUGAAAUGAUAUCCUAUUCUUUUUUAGAAGAGUGACUAAUAAGUCUAGAAAGAUUCCACAGUUUUCCUUUUGGUGAACUGUCUGCCCCUUUGUACAAAUUGGCAUUUUUUAAUAUAGCCAUUGAUACCUUGAUGCUAGUUUAGCUGUAUUAGGAAACUUCUAUUUGGAUUGAAUUUUAUUUUGACCUACAAAAUUUCCAAGGUAGAGCAAAUGUUUUAUUUAUUGUUGCUUUUAUGUUGAAAUACCAUUUCCUAUCUUGCAGUUCUGCUAUUAACAUAAAAAUAGCAUUUUUCAAUAAUAGCUUUAAAGUAAACUUUUAGCAAUUACAAAAUUAAACCAGGAAAAUCUGUUGCCAUUAUCUCCUAGCAUUUUCUUCUCAGUGGUCUCAAGAUUGUCUUGAUCUCCACAAAAGGUAGCUACUCAAGUGGCACCUCUUCUAGAAGUGAUGAGACUCAGGAUUAUCAUAACAUCAGUAUCAGGAUAAAUAUCACUUCUAAAGAUGAUAUUUACCUUUUACAAAGGUAGAAAAGUCUCAUACUACCUCAUCUUUAUUGUGGCACUUUUAUAGAUCACUGAGAAGCUUAUCUUAUUAAUAUAACACUUCCUAAAUAACCAUCUUUGGUGAAAGAAAAGAGCGUGGUAAGACUACCCAUAAUUAUAGUUUUUUAUCAGAAUUUGAUAAGACUUUCUGUUUCUGUGAAACAAUUAUUUUAAAUAUUUUUCUUUUAAAAAUAACUUUUUAUCAGUACUGAAAACCUAAGGAAUGUCUAGCCUAUGAAUAUUCUGUUAAAGGGUAGUUUUAUAAAGAAAAAUGAAGUAUAAUUAUGUUAUCUUUUAUAGUGGUAAAAAUUAGUGUUUCUAUGAAAGUCAAGAUCUAAAUAACUUUUCAUAUAAUUCAAACUGAUUACUUGUGGUAUAUUUUCUCUGGGCUUUUUAAAUUUUUUUCAAUUCAAGUUAUUAACAGCUCUUAACAUUUUCAAAGUACUGCCAUAUGUGCAUCCUUGAAGUAUCUACUACAUGAGAACAGCCAGGCAAUUCAUUUACUCUGAAAUGAUUUGUAUUUUCCCUUUGGUAUUUGCUACAAUGAAAAGAAAUUUGGAAAGUAGACAUACAUAAAGACUUGAGGAGGGAAUUAUUUAUCAUGAAUGGAAAAGAGUAAAAACUUAAUUUUUAAAAAAAUUAAGGGAUUAGAAUAUUAAAAGAUUAUCCCCUUUAUGUUUUUGUGAGAGUACACAUGGAAGAACAUCAGUAUUAUAUAAGUCAUCAUAAAUGUAUUUAUUGGACUGUAACUAAAAUGAGUAAAUUUUGAACUAGGCCUGGUGGCUGCUGUAAGUUUAGCUAUUUGGGUGGCUGAGAGGAGGUUUGCAAGGUCAAGACCAACCUGGCAACUUAGCAAGAUGGUCUCAAAAUAAAAUAAGGACUGGAGAUGUAGCUCAGAAGUAGAGUUCUUGCCUCAUGUGAGCAAGGCCCUAGCACUGCAGAAACAAAACAAAAUAAUAAAAUGAGUAAAUUUUGAGAAUAAAAAUGUGAAAAGAUACAAAAUUUCUAUUUAGAAUCAUUUAUAGCACUAGACUAAACAUUUGAAAAGUAGAAAUCCAGAGUUGAGAAAGAAUUCAACAUGGUGGAAGUAUGUAGAGCUUACUGGUGAAAGAGAAUGGAGCUAAAAGAAAAUAAGAUUAAGAAUUUAGGCAUUACCUCAGGGAAAAGACUUGACAGUGAAAGGGAACUACUUAAUAGCUAAUAGCUUGUCUGGACCAGGCACUUAGCUGUGCUUUGGGAAUUAUCUUGUGCUAAUCAGGAAAUAAAUUUCACUUUUCUAUUUUUCUCUCAAGCUUUUCAGGAUAUAUAUCCUCUCCUCGAACACGUUCCCCCCCACUACCUUUUUAAUCUAUAGCAUCUUAAUUCAUGCUGUAAUUCUUGGAAUAUGCUGAAUGGGGUUUUCUUUUUUUUUAGGUUCCUUUAGCAUUUUGUAUGAAAAGUCAUAUGUAAUCUUUCUAUAACCAUGCAUUCACCUAAAUAAUUCAUAGAGGGAAUGGUUUAAUUUAAAGGAAGAACUAAUAGGAAGAUUAAAGGAAGCUUUUAGUCAGCCUGAGGCUAGAUUUAUUGAUUUGGUGAUCAAACCUGUGUUCUUUCCUGAAUUUCAGCUAAUGGCCAA